Entelurus aequoreus (snake pipefish) is the source of this 4336-nucleotide messenger RNA. RefSeq lists its product as uncharacterized. The record is from RefSeq and is a predicted model, not a curated record. Bases 1 to 1410 code for a protein of 469 amino acids. The transcript has 2 exons. Lineage: Eukaryota; Metazoa; Chordata; Actinopteri; Syngnathiformes; Syngnathidae.
AUGGUUCAUACGUGCGUGGUGGCCGGCUGCAGGAACCGAAGGACUCCCGGCACCAGCCUGUCCUUCUACCGCUUCCCCCGGGACGCCGAGAGAAAGCAGCGGUGGAUAGCGGCCGUCAACCGCCAGGGUUGGCUGCCCAACGACGGCAGCCGGCUGUGCAGCACGCACUUCAUCUCCGGUAAACAAGUGAAGAACCCUCGUUCUCCGGACUAUGUUCCUUCCAUCUUCACUGCUGAGAUGAAGGAGCCCGGUCCACCGGAGGCCGCAGCAGACAAGCAGGAAGCCCGGGUGGAGGCAGCCAACGCCCUGUUGUUCCUGCAGCGCCAAGGCGGGUCCGGACCCAACGAGUCAAGUCCCAAGGAGCGCGAGGGCAGCGCGUCGUCCUCGAUGAGCGCCGACGACGAGGACGAAGACGACGAGUCCACGAGCGACGGUAAGGACGAGGCAUUCGCCCGGACCUCCAACUUGGACGACCUCCUCAAGGCGUUGAGGCGCGAGAACCAAGCGCUGAGGGAGUCGGUGGAAAAGAUGUCCUUGUCGGAGAGCUCCCUGAGGAACGACGCCGAGAAGGUGAAGUUUUACACGGGCUUGCCCAACUUCUUCGUGCUGGAGACGGUCAUGCUGCUCCUGGCGCCGCACAUGGACGCCAUCAGGAACAUGAAGCUCUCCAAGUUCCAGCAGCUCCUGCUCACGCUCAUGCGUCUCCGCCUGGACCUGCGCAACCAGGACCUGGCCUACCGCUUUGGCGUGAAGGUGGGCACCGUGGUCAGGACGGUGCAUCACAUGGUCAACAUCAUGUCUUCCACCCUGGUGCCCACCGCCGUCUUCUGGCCCUCGCGAGCCGAGCUGAGGAAAAACCUUCCGGUGGCCCUGCGCGCCUCCUGCCCGGACUGCGCCGUCAUCGUGGACUGCUUCACCGUGCCUUGCGAGGGCCCGGUUGCCAGCGGCAACAAGCCCCAGCAGGGGACGGCGGCCGCUUGUAACGUCUUGAACUACCUGAUCGGCGUGGCCCCCCAGGGCGUGGUCACCUUCGUCUCCAGGGGCAUCCUGGGAAACGUCAGCCCUCGCGAUCUAGCAGAGAGCUGCGGCUUUCUGUGCAAGCUCCUCCCGGGCGACGUGGUCUUGGCCAGCCGGGACUUGGACAUUUCCGACGCCGUGGCCGCCCGCGGCGCCCGCUUCGGGACGGCGCAGGGCUCCCUGGCGGCGGGCGGCGCCGCGACGGACGUGCAGGCCCACGUGGAGCGGGUAGUGUCCAUGGUGCGGCGGCGGUACGCCAUGCUCACCGGGCCCGUGGAGAGUCCCUUCGCCUCGGCCGCCGAGCGCACGUCCAACAUGUCCACCUUUGACAAGAUCGUGCAGGUGGCUUGUGCCUUAAACAACCUCUGCAUCUCCGCCGCGCCGCUCGAGUGAAACCUUCCCGUUUGGCGAGCAGGAAACCAAAAUAUCACUAGCACCCCCGAUGUAGCAGAGAGCUUAUGCUUUUUUUUUCAGGCACUUUUGUAGUCCUCCUUUUCUAUUGGACGUCAUAAAGCCCCGCCCCUCUCAAAGGACUGUUUCUCGCGUGACGUUGGAUAGAAGGUCCAGUGUGCCUUGUGUUGUCAAGACGCUUUAAUCCAAACACUCUUGUGUCGUAUGCAAUCUUCUCAUCUUCUCCUCCAUCUUUUUCCUCAACACCAACCAAAAACCAUGCCAGCUGCGAGGUGCACCAUCUAGUACGGAUCAAAAUGUCACGGUGCCAUAUUGUCACGGUGCACUUUUUUUUUUGGAAUUGUGCCUACCGUAUUUCCUUGAAUAGCCGCCGAGGCGCUAAUUAAUUUAAAACCUCUUCUCACUCCUGCGCUUACCAAAAGCAUGCGGAAUGGGCAAGCAUGCGCUAAUUAUUUUAAAACCUCUUCUCACUCCGGCGCUUACCUUAUCAUGUAAAGCACAUUUAAUUAAAAAAAACGUUAUUAUGGUCUUACCUUUACUUAUAAAUGAGUCCAUGUGCAGCUGCUUCUGAUCAAAAGCAUCGAUAACUUUUUUAUAGAAGUCUUCCUUAUCUUUCUUCAGUUUUAAAAGUCUCUCUGUCUCGAUAGAGCUAUUCCUUUAAUUAUGACCUCCUGCUUUGAUUGAUAGUCCAGUUUAGAAAACUGUUUUAUUUUAGAUAUGUAAUCCUCUGUUAAAAGUGCAAGCAAACGAUUGCUGCUCACGCUUGCUGCUUGUUGUCUUCUGCAGCACCGGUCUUCUGCAGUACUGGUAGUCGCAAGAAGGAUCACUAGCGCCCUCUACCACCAGGAGGCGGGAGUCAUUUAAUGACUCAUAUUUGACCCGGCGGAAGUGCCAAGCAUGCGCUUAUUAUUUUGCGAAACGAGUUUGACCCGGCUGUAAUUCUAGGCAGGUGAAUACUAUAUUCCCGGCGGCAAUUCAAGGAAAUACGGUAUCCUUCGCAAUCAUGAGAGACAAGAAGACAAAAGUUGUUGCUCUUUGCAUUCUAACGUGUAAAACUCAGCUCGUUCUUGGUAGCUAGCAACGCAGCUAAUGUUACAAUCAAUUCUACCUCUAAAUCACUUUGAAAAUGCACUCAAAAAACCACAAACAAUUAAUUUAUGUUCUGUAACCUGUUUAAUAACCAAGCUGUAGCAACAUUGUUAUUGUAGGAGUGAACACUGAGGAACUAUUUUUUCUAGCGUAGUAACUAGGGGUGUAACGGUACACAAAAACUUCGGUUCGGUACGUACCUCGGUUUAGAGGUCACGGUUCGGUUCAUUUUCGGUACAGUAAGAAAACAACAAAAUAUACAUUUUUUGGUUAGUUAUUUACCAAAUUUGUAAACAAUGGCUUUAUCCUUUUAACAUUGGGAACACUAUAAUAAUUCUGCCCACGUUAAUCAACAUUAAACUGCGUCAAGUUGUUGCUCAGAUUAAAUAAAAUGACAAAACUUUUCUUCUACAUAUAAAAAGUGCAACAUUAAACCGUUUCAAGUCAACUCAUGCUUAAUUUAUUACAGCAUUUAAGAAGCCUGUAGUUGAUUUAUUAUGUAAAUGUUAUAUUUUUAUCAACAUGUGAUAGCAGGGACCCUGCCAUUCAAAACUAGGCUGCUCCAUUACUAAUGUAACUAUAGCUGAAAAAAUGGUACAAUAGCAAUAGGAGAGACUAUUCAUCCCUGAACACCAUGGAGUUCAUGUAGGCUUAAUGAUGCACUUACAUUAUUAUAUCAACUAUCAGAGACAGAAACUCUUCAUUUAACAUAAUGUCCUUUUUUGCUGCUUCAACACAGCUCAAUCAACACAGAAAAAGGUCAAGUGAAAUAACAGACAGACAGGGCUUUGCUGUCCGUAACACACACACACACACCGCAAAAUGAGCUAACGUUACGCUAAAAGCGAAUUAGCCUUCACCUCAAGCCAGGACUGCGAGCGAGCUGAGCUGCCUUUUAUAUUUCUAGAAGGUCAACGGGCUCAUAGUGAUGUUACUAGUAGUUGACUGGGAGGUGUUUAUUAUCAUUUGGGGAGAGUCCGCUGCCUGAUGCUUACCUGCUAAACGCUAAGCACUGACUACAUGCGCUCUGAAUACGCACUGCUGAUUGGCUGUUACCGCUCUGUUUGUAACCAAUCAGAUGGUUGUGUGGGUGGGACAAUGCUGGGUGCUGUGUAGAGGACUGACAGAAACAGGCAGAAGGAAGCGGAGGCGGCUACUUAAUAUGUCCGUGUGGAAACUCGUUCGGUACACCUCCGAACCGAACCGAAACUGUUCAAUACAAAUACACAUACUGUUACACCCCAAGUAGUAACACAUCUGCGUGCUAUGGUAUUAGCAGUGAGCUAGUUACGGCAAGAUACGUCGGCGCCCGAAAGGCUUUCGAGUUUGUAACGCUCAACACAAUGUGAUAGGACACCAACCUGUACUGACUGAAAAACAUAAACAAUCAUAUUAGUAUCUGUAAAUUAUUAUUUCAUGUUUUGUCUGUACACAGCUAGCUGGACUCUGUAUGUACUGUAAUAACACGCAUGACGUGCUGCGCGUGUGUGUGAUGUUGUCUGUUUGGUCCAGCUGGCCGGGGACAUUUUUUCCAGGUUCAUUUUGGGUAAGCACUCCGUUUAUGUCCAAAUAGCUCGUCUCCAAGUUUCAUAUUUUAUAUCGUCAAAGUCACACCGACCUCACUUUUUUGGCUUCCGUCUGCUCCAACGUCUCACUCUUCCCUUUGUGCUCAAGUCUGCCAUGAUUAGAAAACACAACGUAAGUAGGAACGCACAUUUGUUGCCGGAAUUCGGAAAAAAAUGCACUGAGGAAAGAAGUUCCGGCAAUAAUUAAAAUGAUCGAAAUAUGAUAAAUAUUGUACAUAUUGUAAAGUGUCUGU